Messenger RNA from Copidosoma floridanum, 494 nucleotides. It is a transcript of the gene Muted, whose product is annotated as biogenesis of lysosome-related organelles complex 1 subunit 5. The record is from RefSeq and is a predicted model, not a curated record. Gene Ontology annotation, cellular component: BLOC-1 complex; transport vesicle. NCBI's taxonomy places the organism in Eukaryota, Metazoa, Arthropoda, Insecta, Hymenoptera, Encyrtidae.
GACGGCGACAAGCAUGGCGGCCAUAAUAAAAGAUACCGGAGAAAUUUGGAGCAGGCUCUUUGAUCAUCGGCCGUUCGUUCACGGCGAAGUCACGUUUUUCCUGCGAGAGUUUCAGGACCGAAGGGACGACAGAGAAGUGUCACGUUUGUUCAAGAGCCUAGAGUACUCGUCCGAGCUCGGGCAGAGCCAGUUGGACAGGGCCUUACAGCUAGGAGAUGAGCAUCUGCCGAGUUUGAAAGUCAACGUCGACGUGGCGAUUAGUAUGUGCGAGAGUGUUUUACAAAAGGAGUGCAAAUUCGAUAGUACCAGUAAAUUGGAAAAAAAUCGAGGAACAAGGAAAAGCGAGUGGGAAAAGUUUAUCAAUGAUAUGACUGACAAGUGUGCUAAGGUAGACGAAGAGUUUCUGAUCAAAGAGAAAGAACUGCAGGGUUUUUAUGCCGAUCUGGAAGAAAAGUUGCACAUUAAGUCUUAAUUGCAGUGUAGCACUGCCUAAU